Amphiprion ocellaris (clown anemonefish) is the source of this 7395-nucleotide messenger RNA. It is a transcript of the gene pik3cg, whose product is annotated as phosphatidylinositol-4,5-bisphosphate 3-kinase, catalytic subunit gamma. NCBI's taxonomy places the organism in Eukaryota, Metazoa, Chordata, Actinopteri, Pomacentridae. The record is from RefSeq and is a predicted model, not a curated record. Bases 185 to 3574 code for a protein of 1129 amino acids. Gene Ontology annotation, cellular component: phosphatidylinositol 3-kinase complex, class IB; plasma membrane; phosphatidylinositol 3-kinase complex, class IA. Gene Ontology annotation, biological process: cell migration; phosphatidylinositol-mediated signaling; phosphatidylinositol-3-phosphate biosynthetic process. Gene Ontology annotation, molecular function: 1-phosphatidylinositol-4-phosphate 3-kinase activity; 1-phosphatidylinositol-3-kinase activity. The transcript has 24 exons.
GGAGAAAGUUAACUGGUGAGUUUGACCAACUCUGACUAGAAACGCAGCGUUUCCUUCAUCCAGGCUUUGGACACAAAACUUAGAAGCAGUUUUACUCCGUCUGUUCUGUCUUCAUUUCGCAUAAAUGCCGAAGUCUUCCUCCACGGUUGGGCCUUUGUUUGCCGCCUGCGUCCAUUGCUAGGCGAUGGACGGGCAGCAGAUCCAGGUGAGCGACGAAGAGCCCGAAGUCCUGCGAGAAGAGAGCCGAAGGAGGAGGAGGAGAAAGAAAGCCAUUACGUCGUCGCCCUGCACCUCCAUGGAUCAGAUCUCUGUAGAGUUUGUGCUGCCCACGGUGGCGAGGGGAGGAAACGGCCCCGACUCCCUGCUGCUGGAGGUGGCUGGAAACUGGACCGUAGAACAGGUGAAAGCUCAGGUGUGGCUGAAGGCGGUGACUUUGAACCUCUGUCCUGACUUCUACCAGCAGUUUUCUCCCGACCACUGCAUCCUGCUGUACCAGAAGAAAGGCAACGUUUGUGAGAUCUAUGACAAGCACCAGGUCUUCCAGACUCUGGACUGCAUUCGCUACUGGAGAGCUCUGAAGAAGGACGUGGGUCGGAUCCAGCUGGUUCCCCGUCCCCAGCCCUCGGAGGAGUCCCAGCAGUACCAGAGCUACCUGAACUGCCUGAUCGGCUACGACGUCACUGACGUCAGUAACGUCCACGAUGAUGAGCUGGAGUUCACACGCAGGAAGCUGCUGACGCCGCGACGCAUCGAGCUGUCAGACCGCGACCCAAAGCUUUACUCCAUGGACCCCUGGGUGACACGCAAACCACUGCAUGAGCACCUGCGCACCAAGAUCAACAACAGUCAUAUCUUGGUAGUGAUCCACAUCAGCACAGCCAGCCAGACCAUCAAAGUGUCCAUCGAUGACACACCAACACAGGUGUUGGCGAGCUUUUUUGCUAAGACAGCGAAUAAACGAGUUUUGCUGGGCAUCCCUGAAAACAAAUGUGAGACAGACUUUGUGCUACGUGUGUGUGGCAGGGAGGAGUACCUGUAUGGAGAAAAGCCUCUGCAGAACUUUAACUGGGUCCGUCAGUGCCUGAAGAACGGGGAGGAGAUCCACCUGGUUCUGGAGACUCCACCUGAUCCUGAGCUGGAUCUGGUGCAGAAGGAGGACUGGGCUCAAGUGGAUGACUGCACCGGAGUCGCAGGGACCCAUGAGCAGCUGACCAUUGAUGAGAAAGACCAUGAGCGAGUGUUCACCAUCUCCAUGUGGGACUGUAACAGGAAGUUCAGGGUGAAGGUGCUGGGUAUCGACAUCCCAUCCCUCCCCAAAGUCCCAGAGUUUGUUGUCUUCAUAGAGGCCAGCAUCUUCCACGGCCAGCAGCUUUUAGCCCAGGAGAGAACGACCUCCAAAAGUUUCAAUGAAGAAGUGCUGUGGAACUGCUGGUUGGAGUUUAACAUUAAAAUCAAGGAUCUGCCUAAAGGGGCACGCCUCAACCUCCAGGUGAUCUGUGGGAAACAACCCCAAACAUCAAACUCCAAAGGAGGCUACUAUCAGGAUAACACGGCAGGAACCAGCAGCCUGGAUGGAAAGACCAAGAGUCGUCUCCUGUACUACGUCAACCUGCUCCUGAUCGACCACCGCUCUCUGCUCCGCCAGGGCGAGUUCAUCCUCCACAUGUGGAAGAUGCCAGAGAAGAGUGAGGAGAGCAGCAGCAGCAUCAACGCAGACAAGCUCACCUCGGCCACCAACCCAGACAAAGCCUCCUCCAUGGCCAUCGCCAUCCUGCUGGACAAGUACUGCUACCCAGUGGUGCUGCCCAAGAGCCGGGACGUGGGCCGGGACUACGGGGCUGCAGGAGAGGAAGCAGAGGGAGGGGAGAGAGGUCAGAGAGAGAUGCCCAACCACCUGAAAAAACAGUUUGAGGCCAUUGUGGCUACUGACCCCCUCCAUCCUCUCAGUCCUGAGGACAAAGAGCUGCUGUGGCACUUCAGACACGAGUGUAUGCGAGACCCCAGGGCCUACCCAAAGCUGCUGGGCUCAGUCAGGUGGGGGAAACAGGAAGAUGUUUUGGCUACACAUCGUCUGUUGGAGCGCAGCAGUGCGUGGGACACCAGUGGUCUGGACGUUGGUUUGGCCAUGCAGCUGCUCGACUGCCAUUACUCAGACGCUCAGGUUCGCUCAAUGGCUGUCAGGAAGCUGGAGACGCUGGAAGAUGAUGAUGUGCUCAGGUAUCUUCUUCAGCUCGUACAGGCGGUAAAGUUCGAGCCCUACCAUGACAGCGCUCUGGUCAGGUUCCUGCUGAAGAGAGCUCUGAGGGUGAGCCGAAAGACAUCUAGUAAGCGUAUUGGUCAUUUCCUCUUCUGGUUCCUGCGGAGUGAGAUCGCCCAGUCCAUGCACUACCAGCAGAGGUAUGCCGUCCUGCUGGAGGCCUACCUCAGAGGCUGUGGUGAAAACAUGCUGCAAGACUUCAGGAAACAGGUGGAGAUGACUGAGGCUCUGCAGAAAGUCACCUGUGAGAUCAAGGCCAUGUCUGACGACAAAUAUCACGUCACAGCACAAGUGGUGUUUCAGUUGCGUCAGAAACUGGAGACUCUGCAAGCGUCAGGUCUGCCAGAGAGUUUUAGAGUCCCGUAUGAUCCAGGACUAAGAGCUGGAGUCCUGCUGAUUGAACAGUGCAAAGUGAUGGCGUCGAAGAAGAAGCCGCUGUGGCUGCAGUUCAAAAGGGCCGACCCCACCACUCUGUCCAAAGACCCCAUAGGCAUCAUCUUCAAAGACGGUGAUGACCUCAGACAGGACAUGCUGAUCCUGCAGAUUCUGCUGAUCAUGGAGUCCAUCUGGGAGACUGAAUCCUUGGAUCUCUGUCUGUUGCCGUAUGGCUGCAUCUCCACUGGCAACAGGAUAGGUAUGAUUGAGAUCGUUAAGGACGCCACCACCAUUGCUAACAUCCAGCAGAGUGUUGUCGGAAGCACCGGAGCGUUCAAAGAUGAACUCCUCUGUCAGUGGCUCCGGGACAAGUGUGUCAGCGAGGAGAAGUUCCAGCAGGCUGUGGAGAGGUUCCUGUUCUCCUGUGGUGGAUACUGUGUGGCUACUUAUGUCCUGGGUAUUGGAGAUCGCCACAAUGACAACAUUAUGAUCACUGAAUCUGGGAAUCUCUUCCACAUCGACUUUGGUCACAUCCUGGGGAAUUAUAAGAGCUUCAUGGGAAUCAGUAAGGAGUGGGUUCCCUUCGUGCUCACACCAGACUUCCUGUAUGUCAUGGGAACGUCAGGAAAGAAAAGCAGCCCCCACUUCCAGAAGUUCCAGGAUGUGUGUGUGAAGGCUUAUCUCGCUCUCCGACAUCACACCAACCUGCUCAUCAUCCUGUUCUCCAUGAUGCUGAUGACCGGUAUGCCCCAGCUGACCAGUAAGGAGGAUAUCGAGUACAUCCGCGAGGCACUGACUGUCGGUCGCAGCGAGGACGAUGCUCAGCGCCACCUGCUGGACCAGAUAGAGAUCUGCAGGGAGAAAGGCUGGAUGGUUCAGGUCAACUGGUUUGUUCAUCUGGUGCUGGGGAUCAAGCAGGGUGUAGAGAAACGAUCCACCUAGGAACUCUGAAGACAUAUUCAAGUCAACAACAAAAAUAGACAAGAGUCUUACUAUAGAGUCCACAGGAGACUGUAAAAUCUGAUGACUGUAUAAAAGAUUUUUCUAAGCAUUUUGUAUUUUAGAGCACGUCAGAUACACUCCCUGUCCAAAAAACAGUCGCCACCUGGAUUUAACUAAGCAAAUAGGUAAGAGCCUUCCAUUGGAUAAUUACUGCAGAGAUGAAUACGUUUCAGCUGCAACAACUUAUUUAACCCUAGCUGAUGCAGUGAGGAGCUUCUCAUUUCUUAAACAACCAUGUUGGAAGACAUAUCCUGUGGUCAUGGAAAGGAUGUUAAUCUGUCUCAGAAGGGUCAAAUUAUUGGCCUGCAUCAAGCAAAGAAAACAACUAAGGAGAUUUCUGAAACUACUAAACUCAGGUUAAGAACUGUCCAAUGCAUCAUUAAAACCUGAAGGAUAGUGGUGAACCAUCAUCUUCGGGGAACAAAUGUGGUCGGAACAAACUCUUAGAUGAUCGUAGGAAAUCAACAGUGGAACUCAGGCUAUGUUUAAUAGUGAAAGUUAGAGCAUUUCCACAUGAAGGGAACUCUAAGGAUUGGGACUAAACAGAUGUAGCUCUAAGAAAACCACUGAUUAGUGAGGCUAAAUGGGAAAAAAGGCUUCGGUUUGCUAAGUAGCAUGAAGAUUAGACUCUGGAGCAAUGGAAGAAGGUCAUGUGGUCUGAUGAGUCCAGAUUUACCCUGUUCCAAAGUGAUGGGGGCAUCAGGGUAAGAAGAGAGGCAGAUGAAGUGAUGAACUCAUCAUGACUAGUACCUACCAGCCUGUGGGGGUUUAGGGUUAUGAUCUGGGGUUGGUCAGGUUCAGCAACAUUAUGUUCCCAAAGAAUGAGGUCAGCUGACUACCUGAAUAUACUGAAUGACCAGGUCUGUCCAUCAGUGGAGUUUUUCUUCCCUGAUGGCAUGGACAUGUUCCAAGAUGAUGAUGUCAGGAUUCAUGGGGCUCACAUUGAGAAUGAGUGGAUCAGGGAGCAUGAGAUGGAUUGACCUCCACAGAGACCAGUCCUCAGCCCCAUUGAGAACCUUUGGGAUGUGCUAGAGAAGACUUUGUGCAACGCUCCCAUCAUCAAUAUAAGAUCAUGGCAGAAAAUGAAUGCAACUCUGGACAGAAAUAAAUGCUGUGACAUUGCAGAAGCUUAUCGAAACGAUGCCACAAUGAAUGUGUGUCGUUCUCAGAGCUAAAAGCAGCCCAACGAAAUAUUAGAGUGUGCGACUUUUGUUUUGGACAGGCAGUGUAUUAAGACUUUUUUUUAAGGUUUUUUUUGGGCCUUUUUUGCCUUUAUUGUGGAGGACAGUGGCAAGAGAGACAGGAAAUGUGAGGAGAACAGUGGGGAAAGGACUUGCAGCAGAUGGAUGUGGGUCGGACUCGAACCAUGACCGCUGCAUUGGGAGCUAUAGCCCAUCUUUAUGGGUCACCCACUCAACCUGUUGAGCUACUGGGGCACCUUUAAAGAUAUUUUGAUAAGAAUAAAAAUUACAACUAAAUAACUGUAAGUCUGUCCAUUAAACCAUUCAGUUAAAGUUUGAAAAAAGACUGGAACUACUCAGGGUCUUCGUACGUGCAACUGAAAAUGAAUUACAUUGAAGAUAGUGAGAAUCUUCCCCAUGAUCCUGCAUUUCUACAGACCUGCUACUGAGUCCGAGGUAGCUAUCAGGGCAGAGGUGAAAAUGAACUGAACAUGGCAGCGAUUGCUACCACUGCACUGCACAGACCAAGUCAAACAUCCACACCAAAGCCACACAAAAUAAUAUUUCUAAAAAUGUUCUUUAAUUUGCCUUAAUCAGCAGCAUUAAGACAAUCACAAGUCAACGUUAGUGUCCAGCGUAUUCUCAAAGUCUUAAAGAGUUUCACAUUAAAUGUGAACUGCAGCUUGAAAUGUUGCUGUUUGCUUAAGAGUUACUACUUGAAACAGUAAAUGAUAGAUUCAGGUUAAAAUAACAGCUUCCAUGAAUAAAGAACUGGGGCUCUACACUGUUUGCAUUCAUCCCUUAAAAUAAGGACUAACUACUUUGUGUUUCUGUUUGCCUUUUAAUAGGAGGAAACUCGUCUCUCACAUUUCCCUCACAUGAUUUGCAUUUGAAAAUGUGGUAGAUGUCACACUGGUUGUUAAAUUUUGCUCAAGUGGUGUUGCACUGUGCUUCCACCCCAAGAGGAGCUGUGUGGUGUUUUUAAAAAAAAAAAAACGGUUAGCAAAAUAUUGUAGAUUCUAAAUCUUCCAUCUUCUUGAAUAAUAUUCAGUAAAUUAUGAAUCAGGCUGAUUCUCCUGGUCAGAGAUUUUUAAAAAACAAUGUAAUAUCACUGAAGUGUUCAGGAUGAGAGCUUUAUUAUUUAUAAAUGAACCAUAUUUUAAUUUGCACUAAAGAUACAAAUGUACAACUACUGUAAAGGACAUAAAAGAUCUGCAUGUCUACACUACCAGUCAUAAGUCUGGACACACCUUCUCAUUCAAUGGUUUUUAUUUAUUUUCUACAUUGUAGAUUAAUACUGAAGACAUCAAAACUAUAAAAGAAUACAUGCGGAACAAGAAAAGCACUCAGAGAGCACAGUACUCCGCCAAGGCUGCUCAGUCUUUGUAUCAUUUCUGAUGGAUGAAAUCUUUAAUAAAAAAUAACUUUGCACCGUUAGUCCGUUUUUGAAUAAUGUUGUUAACAGACAGACAGACAGAUUCACAGAAGGACAAACGUACAUCGAUCGUCACUUAACUCCACCGAGCUCCUUGGCGGAGUAAUUAUGUUGUAAACAAAAGAGUGCUAGUCUUCAGUAUUAGUCUACAAUGUAGCAAAUCGUACAAUAAAAAGCAUUGAAUGAGAAGGUGUGUCCAGACUGUUGACUGGUACAUGAUACUACAUUGAACUGUUGGGACUUUGAGCACAUGCUGGUCAGUGCUGUUUUUACUGCUUGUAGAAUUGCAGAACAUUUACACUACUGUUUAAAAGUUUGGGGUCACUUAGAAAUGUCCUGAUUUUUGAAAGAAAAGCUUUUUUCCAAUGAAAAUAACAUUAAGUGAAUGAUAAAUCCAGUCUAGACAUUGUUAAUGUGGUAAAUGACUAUUGUAGCUGGAAACAGCUGAUUUUUAAUGGAAUAUCUCCAUAGGGGUACAGAGGAACAUUUCCAGCAACCAUCACUCCUGUGUUCUAAUGCUACAUUGUGUUAGCUAAUGGUGCUGAAAGGCUAAUUGAUGAUUAGAAAACCCUUGUGCAGUUAUGUUAGCACAUGAAUAAAAGUGUGAGUUUUAUAGAAAACAUGAAAUCGUUUGGGUGACCCCAAACUUUUGAACAGUAGUGUAAAUGUUGUUUUUUUUAAUUUUCUAUCUAAUGAUUCUGAAUAUUUUGGAUUUUAUAGUCAAGAAUUUUAUGACUGAUUUAACAUUUCUAUGUGAGCUUUUUAUGUUGUAAAAAAUGAAAUAAGAGCUGAAUGGAGACUGAGGCGGGUAAAGCACAACUUAGACAUGGAUUCAGGAAUGUGUUGGUUGUGAAUAAAAAGGAAGAGGGUUCACUUUUCUUUACCACAGUUCAUGAGCAUAAAUGAUAUCCAAGUUGAAGACAGAAGCUAUGAGAAGCACCAGAAGUUUGAUAAUCAGUAUAUUUUAUUUGUUUUGUUUGCUUACAAACAGAUUGGAAAGACAGAAACCUUCCAUUUCUUUACAAAGACAAUUUUAUAUGAAGCUUUUUGUGGCUGUAAAUGUCUUCAGUCACUGAUUCUGGACCCAGAAAUGACUGAAGCAUUUAAACUUGUCACGAUAAUUAAAGUCAUGUGCUACAAACACA